AUGGAGGCGCCGGGGGACCAGGAGCCCCGCAUCGUGGCCGGCCGCCCCUCCUGCUGGGGCCGCGGCGGUCGGAGGCUCCGCCAGCUCGUCCCCGUCGGAGCCUGGACCGAGGCCCGGGAGCUCGUCAAGAUCGGCGCCCCCGUGUUCGUGGCACAGCUCUUGGGGUUCCUGAUCAACGUGGUGAGCUCCAUCUUCUGCGGCCACCUGGGGAAAGCCGAGUUGGACUCUGUGACUCUCGCUGUCUCAGUUAUCAAUGUGAUUGGGAUUUCAAUUGGCACCGGGCUGGCAUCGGUGUGCGACACCCUCAUGUCUCAGACCUAUGGGAGCAGAAACGUCAAGCGUGUGGGGACCAUUCUCCAGAGGGGCAUCCUGAUCCUGCUCCUCUUCUGCUUUCCCUGCUGGGCUGUCUUCAUCAACACCGAGCGGAUCCUGCUGCUCUUCGGGCAGGACCCAGAAGUCUCCAGGCUAACUCAGAUUUAUGUCAUGAUAUUCAUUCCUGCUCUUCCGGCAGCAUUUAUCUACCAGUUGCAGACAAGAUAUUUGCAAAGCCAGGCGAUCCUCCUGCCCCAGGUGGUGACGGGUGUGGCAGCCAAUGUCUUGAACGUGAUCAUGAACGUCAUCUUCCUUUACACCUUCAAGUUGGGCGUGGUCGGGUCAGCCUGGGCCAACACGCUUUCUCAGAACACGGCAGCCCUGCUCCUCUUCUUCUACGUGUGGUGGAAAAAGAUCCACAAGGAGACCUGGGGAGGCUGGACGCUGGACUGCUUGCAGGAGUGGGGCUCCUUCAUGCGCUUGGCCAUUCCCAGCAUGCUGAUGAUGUGCAUAGAAUGGUGGACCUUUGAAAUCGGGAGCUUCCUGUCAGGAAUGAUUAGCGUUGUGGAAUUGGGAGCCCAGUCCAUCAUUUACGAGCUAGCCACCAUCGCCUAUCUGCUGCCUCAAGGCAUGAGCGUGGCUGCCAGUGUCCGCGUGGGCAAUGCUUUGGGAGCUGGAGAUGCAGAGCAAGCCAAAAAAUCAUGUAUCACAGUGUUACUGUGUGCAGGCGUCUUUGCUGUGGUCUUUGCUGCCCUUUUGGCCAGCUUGAAGGACGUCGUUGCUUACAUCUUUACCGAUGACAAGGAGAUUGUGGCCUUGGUGUCCAAAGUGAUGAUGAUUUUCUCUCCUUUCCACCUCUUGGAUGCCGUGGCGGCAACAUGCGGUGGGGUGCUGAGAGGUGCUGGGAAGCAGAAGAUUGGGGCCAUUGCCAAUGCUGUUGGCUACUAUGCCAUUGGCUUGCCCAUUGGCAUCGCGCUCAUGUUUGGGUACAAGCUCGGCGUAAUGGGCCUGUGGUCCGGCCUGAUUGUCUGCAUCUCUUUGCAAGCGUCCUCCUUUCUGAUCUUCGUCCUGCGUAUCGACUGGAAGAAAGCUGCUGAUGAGGCUCAGGUCCGAGCUGGGCUGGUAGCCCGUGUCGAUGAUGAUGCAUCUAACAAGACGGUGGCCUUAGCGUACCUCACAAUGAAGGCGGAGAUUCCCAAUGGCGAAGCAAUGAGCGAGGUGGCUCAUGGGAGUGCAAACCAGCCGGAGCAGCAGCUCAUCGAGGCCGAGGAGCCACCUCUGUGUGACGUUUCCCCACCUGUGGGCAUCCUUUCCGGGAAAGAGCUCCUCUUCCGCCGUGGGCUGGCUCUGGUGGCUGCCGUCGCGGUCCUGCUGGUUGGAGUUCUGAUCCGACUCCUGCUGAAAAACAGGUAG
Molecule: messenger RNA, 1725 nt
Organism: Euleptes europaea (tarantolino)
Lineage: Eukaryota; Metazoa; Chordata; Lepidosauria; Squamata; Sphaerodactylidae
Gene: SLC47A1
Product: solute carrier family 47 member 1
Exons: 17
Coding region: 1-1725 (574 amino acids)
Biological process (GO): xenobiotic detoxification by transmembrane export across the plasma membrane
Cellular component (GO): membrane
Molecular function (GO): antiporter activity; xenobiotic transmembrane transporter activity
Source: RefSeq, a predicted model, not a curated record